Monoraphidium neglectum is the source of this 2820-nucleotide messenger RNA. RefSeq lists its product as hypothetical. Gene Ontology annotation, molecular function: RNA binding. Gene Ontology annotation, biological process: regulation of mitochondrial mRNA stability; chloroplast rRNA processing; mitochondrial RNA processing. Gene Ontology annotation, cellular component: mitochondrial matrix; ribonucleoprotein granule. Lineage: Eukaryota; Viridiplantae; Chlorophyta; Chlorophyceae; Sphaeropleales; Selenastraceae. The record is from RefSeq and is a predicted model, not a curated record. Bases 1 to 2820 code for a protein of 939 amino acids. The transcript has 8 exons.
AUGGACACAAGGCAGCUGAGCCAGCCCUCUACCCGCACCACGGACGAGCCCGGUCAUGGGUCCCAGCGCGCGCUCGCGCCGCGGCUGCUGGCCGGCGGCGACUCUGGCGACGACAGCGGCGACGAUGCCGGCGCCCCAAGCAGCGGCGCUGCGGCGCGUGCUCGGUUCUUGAGGCUGGCGCAGCUCGCGGAGCGCCAGCUCGAGCGCUUUGACAUCCGCACCGACGUCCCCCGCGCGCCCAACGUGGCGGGCCGCUGGCGCGUCCUGAAGCACGGUGGCGGCAGCGGCGGCGGCGCGGGGCUGUCGCUGACGGCGCAGGCGAUCGCGGCGGAGCGCGCGGGGCGGCGGCCGCGGCAGGAGGCGCCCCCCGAGCCGCCCGCUGUGCUGCUGGAAAUCCCCGCGCGCCCCUCCUCCGCCGCCGCCGCGCCCGCCGCGCCCGGCGCGCCGCCCGUCACGGGCCCUCCGCCGCCCGUGGACGACGCGCGGUGGGCGCGGAAGCUGCGGGGGCAGGAGGCGUUUGCAGAGUACAUGCGGGAGGUGCGGGCCGUGGCCGUGGCCCCUGGGGAGCGCACGCGGCAGCUGAUCUACCAGAUCGGCAUUGCAGAGGACUGGGUGCAGCUGUCCAUGAUCCUGGAGGUCUUUGGGGACGAGGCCGGCGCCGUGACCACCGCGGCCCUGUUGAAGCGCCUGGCAGUCCUGUGCACCGCCAAGGCUCUCACCCUCCAGUCCCCCAGCGAGCGGCGCCACUACUCAGAGUUCCUCUCGCACCUCUGCCUGCACGCGCGCGGCCUCGCUGGCGGCUGCGGGCCGGCGCAGGCCGCCUCGGUCCUCUUCGGCAUGGCGGCCCUGCAGGUGGAUGACGCGGCGCUCUGCCACGCGCUGAUGGACGGCGCCGCGCCCCACCUCGCGCGCGGCGCCGCCGCCGCGCGCGCCGACGCCGCAGCGGGCGGCGCGGGGGCUGAGGAGGGCGUGCUGGGCGCGGCGGAGGCGGCGAGCCUGCUGUGGGGGCUGGGGACGCUGGGCCACCGGCCGGCGGAUGAGUCGUGGCUCGACGACCUCGCGGCGUGCUGCUUCCCCCUACUGCCAGAGAUGCAGCCCAACCAGCUCUGGGGGGUCCUCUGGGGCUUCGCCCGCCUGCGCCACCUGCCCGAUGACGCGUGGAUGGCGUCCUGGCUCGCCCGCGCCAGGGAGGCGCUGCCGGACUGCACCGCGGACGCGCUCGGCCACAUGGCCUGGUCCCUGGGCGCGCUGCAGUACGUGCCCCCGAAGCUCUGGCUGCGCGCGCUGGCCGGCGCCGCGUCGUUCAAGGCGCGCUCCUUCCUCGCGCCGCAGCUGGCGCAGCUGCUGUCGGGCCUGGCGGCGCUCGGCUACUGCCCGCGGCCGCAGGUCUGCGCGGCGCUCACGGCGCAGCUGCGGCGGCAGCUGCACGUGCUGCGGCCGGCGCAGCUCGCGGCGGUGCUGCACGCGUUUGGCAGCUACGGGGGCAAGUGGAAGCCGGGGAGGCGGUUCCUGUACGACUUCAUCACCAAUUCAAACGCUAAGGUCCAGAGCUGGACGGGGCAGGAGGCUGCCAACGUCCUGUGGUCGUUCGCGUCCCUCAACUAUGUGCCAGAGGAGCCCUACACCUCAGCCGUGGCCGCCCACUUUGCGUCAAAGCUGCCCUCCUGCAGCGCGGACGCGCUCUCCCAGGCCCUCUGGGCCCUCGCGCGCCUGAAGCGCCCCCGGCCCGACGCCGCCUGGCUCGCGGACUGGCUCGCCGCGGCGGAGCCACAGGUGCCACGCCUCUCGCCGCCGGCGCUGGCCGGCGCCGUGUGGGCGCUGGCGGAGCUGGGGGCCGCGCCGGGGGCGGGCUUCAUGACGGCGCUCACGCGGCGCGCGAGCGAGGUUCUGGGGUCGGCGACGGCGGCGGAGAUGACCACCCUGAUCGGGGCGCUGGCCGACCUCAAGUGGCGGCCCAGUGACGACUGGCUGGCGGCCUUCCUGCGCCAGGUGGACGAGCAGCUGCCCGCCUUUGAGAACGAGGACUGGGGGCUGCUGCUCUACGGCCUCGCGUCCAUGGGGCAGCCCCUCGCGCCGGCCUUCCUCGGCCACCUGACGGCCACCGCCGGCCGCCGCCUGCACGGACUCAGCGGCGAGGCGCUCGGGCUGUUGGCCUGGGGCCUCGCGCAGUACGGCGGGCCGCUGCCCCUGGUGCUCGACGCCGCCGCCGGCGGGGGCGGCGCUGCGGCGAGCGGGGGCGGCGGCGCGGGCGCCCGUGCGAUGCCGAGGUCGCAGGCGGAGGCGGCGGCGCGGCGGCGGCGGGAGCGGUUGAACGCAUGGUGGGGCACGUUCUUUGCAGAGUGCGAUUUGAAGUGGGAGUCUACGGGCCCGCGGGGUGGGGCGCUGAUGCUGGUGGGCCUGGGCACCUUGGAAGAGGCCGGGCAGCUGCCGCUCCCGCCGGGAGAGUGGCAGUCGGGCAUGCUGGGCGCGCUGCGCGCCGCGUUCGGCAAGCCCGCCAGCUGGCGGGGGCUGCUGCGCGUGCUGCGGCGGGCGGCGGGCAUGGGGCCGGACGAGCCGUUGCCGGGAAGGAGCCUUUGGUUCUGUGGCAUGCUGCUCGACUGGGGCCGGCGCUGCGGCCUUGAGCCGCCGCCUCAAGGGAUGGGGCGGCUUGUGGCAGAUGAGGAUGCCUGGGUGGCGGCUGCGGCGGCAGAGGCGGAGGUGGAGGCGGCGGCUGCUGCAGCGGCGGCGGCGGCGAGCGUGCGCGGCCCUAGCACAGGCCACGAGGAUGCACAGGCACAGCUGCGCUGGCAGCAGGGGGGCGCCGUGCUGCCUGCAGGGUGA